Rhea pennata is the source of this 4146-nucleotide messenger RNA. RefSeq names its product DNA topoisomerase III alpha (gene TOP3A). Gene Ontology annotation, biological process: DNA topological change. Bases 287 to 3358 code for a protein of 1023 amino acids. Gene Ontology annotation, cellular component: chromosome; nucleus. The record is from RefSeq and is a predicted model, not a curated record. The transcript is spliced from 20 exons. NCBI's taxonomy places the organism in Eukaryota, Metazoa, Chordata, Aves, Rheiformes, Rheidae. Gene Ontology annotation, molecular function: zinc ion binding; DNA binding; DNA topoisomerase type I (single strand cut, ATP-independent) activity.
ACAGCGGGAGCGCGGGAGUGAGGGCUGUCGAGGAUAGGCCAUGACUCCUUGAGAUCUGCGCGGAGAAGGCUGUGCCGUGACUCACACACAAGUAGUCUUACUGACGUGUCUGCCUGCUGGAUGCCAUAGACCCCCCCAUCCCAGAUCACUGGUUAAAGAUCCAUCAAGAGGACUUUUAGGGACUGCUCUGUGUACUAAAGGGGAUCAACUCCCUGGGGAGAACUGGUCCCACACGAAGAUACAAUAACAUGUUUUGGCGCCGUGGGAGCUGUCACCAUCAACUGUAAUGAACUUUCAAGUGAGGCUCUUAGCUAGCUGUGGAGUCAGGAUGCUGCCUCAGCCCUGGCGUCUCUUCUCUCGGGCUGCAGAGGAUAUGACGUUGCAAAGGAUCCGGAAAGUCCUGUGUGUGGCUGAGAAGAAUGAUGCUGCCAGAGGAAUUGCAGAUCUUCUCUCCAACAGCAAAAUGCGACGGAGAGAAGGGUUUUCCAAGUUCAAUAAGAUCUAUGAGUAUGACUACCAGAUGUUUGGCCAGAAUGUUACUAUGGUGAUGACAUCUGUGUCAGGACAUUUACUGGCUCAUGAUUUUAAGAUGCCUUUUCGCAAAUGGCAUAGCUGCAACCCCCUAGCACUUUUUGAUGCUGAAAUCGAGAAGUAUUGUCCUGAAAAUUAUGUGGAUAUUAAGAGAACCCUCGAACGAGAAGUCCAGCAAUGCCAAGCUCUGGUGAUCUGGACUGAUUGUGAUCGAGAAGGAGAGAACAUUGGUUUUGAAAUAAUUCACGUUUGCAAAGCUGUAAAACCAAACCUCCAGGUUUUCCGAGCUCGUUUUUCAGAGAUUACGCUUCAUGCUGUCAGAUCAGCCUGUGAGAAUCUCACCCAGCCAGAUCAAAAAACUAGUGACGCUGUUGAUGUCAGGCAGGAGCUGGACCUCAGGAUAGGUGCUGCCUUCACCAGAUUCCAGACACUGAGGCUCCGGAAAAUUUUCCCUGAUGUUCUAGCAGAUCAACUGAUCAGCUAUGGUAGCUGCCAGUUCCCAACACUGGGGUUUGUAGUUGAACGCUUUAAAGCCAUCCAGGCCUUUGUUCCUGAAGCUUUCUAUAAAAUCAAAGUGACACAUGAACAUGAGGACAGCACUGUAGUCUUCAACUGGAAGAGGAAUCGACUCUUUAAUCACACAGCAUGUCUGGUGCUUUACCACAUGUGUAUGGAGAAUCCUGUAGCAACUGUUGUUGAGGUUGCAAGCAAGCCAAAGAGCAAAUGGAGACCUCUACCCCUGGACACUGUGGAACUUGAGAAGUUGGCUUCCCGUAAACUGAAAAUAAAUGCCAAAGAAACCAUGAGAAUAGCAGAAAAACUCUACACUCAAGGGUUCAUAAGCUAUCCUCGAACUGAGACCAACAUUUUCCCCAAGGAGCUGAACCUCUCUGCCUUGGUACAACAGCAGACACAGGACCCAAAUUGGGGAGCGUUUGCACAGAGGAUUUUGGACCAGGGUGGGCCAACCCCUCGGAGUGGAACCAAAUCAGAUCAGGCUCACCCUCCCAUUCAUCCCACAAAAUACACUGCUAACCUGCAGGGGAAUGAGCAGAGACUAUAUGAAUUCAUUGUGCGCCAUUUUUUGGCUUGCUGCUCUCAAGAUGCCAAGGGACAGGAAACAACUGUGGAGAUUGACAUCGCUAAAGAGCGAUUCAUCGCUCAAGGACUAAUGAUCUUGGCCCGAAACUAUCUGGAAGUCUAUCCUUAUGAGAAGUGGAGCGAUAAGGUUAUCCCAAUAUAUCAGAAAGGGUCUCGCUUUCAGCCCACCACAGUGGAGAUGGUGGAUGGGGAAACCAGCCCUCCAUCGCUCCUCACCGAAGCAGAUCUCAUUGCACUCAUGGAGAAACACGGCAUUGGGACUGAUGCCACUCAUGCUGAGCACAUUGAGACCAUUAAGCUGCGGAUGUACGUGGGCCUUACGGCAGAUCAGAGGUUCCUUCCAGGCCACCUGGGCAUGGGGCUGGUUGAAGGCUAUGAUUCUAUGGGCUAUGAGAUGUCCAAGCCUGACCUUCGAGCUGAGCUAGAGGCUGAUCUGAAGCAGAUCUGUGAGGGGAAGAAAGACAAACUUGCAGUGUUGCAGCAGCAGGUACAGAAGUACAAGCAAGUCUUCAUCGAGGCUGUGGCUAGAGCCAACAAAUUGGAUCAAGCUCUGGCUCAGUAUUUUGGACAAGCCACGGAAAUCGCAGAGCAAGAGGAAGUCUACCCAGCAAUGCCAGUUUCCAUUCGGAAGUGCCCACAGUGCAACAAUGAUAUGGUCCUGAAGACCAGGAAGAAUGGCGGGUUCUAUCUCAGCUGCAUGGGCUAUCCAGCUUGUAAAACUGCAGUCUGGUUUCCUGACUUUGUGCUGGAUGUAGCCAAGGAUGAGAGUGUCUGCGCUGUGUGCAAACCCCAUCCAGUUCAUAGGCUGAAAUUUAAAUUCAAGAGAGGCAGUGUCCCACCCAUGAUGCCCCUGGAGUUUGUUGGCUGUAUUGGAGGCUGCGAUGAGAUGCUAAGAGAGCUCUUGGACCUGAAAUACUUGCACAGGUCAUCCCAACCGGUGUGCUCAGCCAGCCAGCAAGCUAAUCACUUGCAGGCCAACCACUCCUUUAACAGAGGGGCUGGUGGUGAAAACAGGCAGGUGAGGAGGACCACAAACCUGGCAUCAGGACGCCUACUACCGUUGGGUUCAACAAGAGAAACCAGGCCUGCUCCUUCUGCAGCUCCCGGUGAUGGAAACAACGCAGUGAUGUGCAACUGUGGGAACGAAGCAGUGCUGCUAACUGUGCGCAAAGAAGGGCCCAAUAAAGGCAGGCAGUUUUACAAAUGCAGUGCCAGUACCUGCAACUUUUUCCUCUGGGCUGAUCAGCAGUCAGAGGACAGAGGCAACACAGCUCUGCCAAGCUCUGUGCCAUCCCAGCCUUUUGGGGGAAGGGGCCAAACAGGCUUUCAGAACCCAGGAGGAGGAGAAGGAAGAGGCCUGGAGCUCUUUGGAAGCAACAGCUCCAAUUCAGGAGGUGGAGGCAGCACAGUCUGCAAGUGUGAUCAGCCAGCAAUCACACGCACCGUCCAAAAGGACGGGCCUAACAAAGGACGGCAGUUUCACACCUGCUCUAAACCCAGAGAUCAGCAGUGUGGCUUCUUCCAGUGGGCAGAUGAAAACAUGGUACCAGGAGCUUUUGGAGAUUCUUUGAACCACUUUGGGAGCAGUGGAUACUCAAGAGAAUUGGGAAGUAAAGCUAAGAGACCAAGCAAUCUCUCCUCAGCAGCCACUGCCAAGAAACCACGGACCUGUAGCAUUUGCCACCAGCCUGGCCACACCAGGAAAACUUGCCCUCAAGACCACUGAGCCCCAGAUGGACAUCUCUUGAGAAUCUGAAAGAUCCAGGAUUGCAAACUGCUGUGGCAGCAAUUGCUACUGAAAGGAACUAGUUUAUAAGCUGGUCUGUGUUGAGUGCUUUCUGGAAAGGCUAGUAGUUGUCUGCUCCUGCCAAGGGAUAGCAUGCACUACAAGCCUGGGCAGCAAGAGUCAAACUGUCUUUGAAAGGUGGCUUCAUUACCUGGAUCAGCCUGUAAUUUCAGUUGCUCUUCCACUGAGUUGAUCAGGAUACUCUAAACAUUACAAGGAAGCAUUUGGAAACAGCGUGGGCCUGUAGGGAAAACGGCGCUGGAUCUGCCUGCAGCUCCCACUGUGGUGGUUGCUUCAUGCAGCCUGUCUACAUGAGCAAGAGCUGGUUCUUAGCCACUGGGACAGCCACCAGGGCUGCUUGGCUCUUCUCAAUCCCUGGCUUUCCACAGUGUGGAAUUUUAUUACAAGUUGUCCUUCUAAGUCGAGGUUAUCUGAGAAACAUUCCCCUUUUUUUCUUGUCAUAGUCCAGUACCUUCCUUACCUUGGUUGUCGCUGCCUGAGAAGGAGAGACAGGUGCAGAGAAGACAGAUCUGGUGCUUGCCCUGAAAGGAAGGCUCAGCUGAAGUGCUCAGAAAGAGCCUCCUUUUUAGGCAGCUCCUGAAUUUGAAACUUAAGUUCUUCCUCAAGGAUUGAGGUAUGCCUAUAUGAUGCUGCUAGUUAAUGGAUGUUAUUUUGAUCGAACUAAUAAGGUUAUUAUUAAAAGAUGAUUUUAAGUUUGUUACAGUGAA